Molecule: messenger RNA, 2015 nt
Organism: Branchiostoma floridae (Florida lancelet)
Lineage: Eukaryota; Metazoa; Chordata; Leptocardii; Amphioxiformes; Branchiostomatidae
Exons: 7
Coding region: 255-1646 (463 amino acids)
Source: RefSeq, a predicted model, not a curated record
GUGCACUGCUGCCGCCUUGCAGUCCAGGUAUGCCCUGCAGAUCUGCCACCAUCUGUUGGGCAGGGUUAACCCAGAAUCCACCACAAGAUCACAUAUCUCCCUCUCGUCCGGACCGGAGUAGUUCAGUUCGAGAACAACUGUUCUGUCGACACAACGGCAGAAACACAUUGGAACGGAUUUGUUCUGCUGUUGUUCCCUGUUUUGUUUGGUUGAGGGGACCACAAAACGGCACCCUAUUUGAAGCCGAUUGAAAGAUGAGUCAGUGGCCCCUGUCCUUGGUGCUGACUGCCUUCCUUUCACAACAGUUCGCCGGAUGUGCGGCCACACACCGUCCAACGAGAAGCGCCCCCUGUCUGAUAGACGCAGAUUGCCUGGUGUUCCAGGAGUGUGUGUGGGACCGGUCAGACUAUGCUGCCAGCCCGACCGGGAUCUGUUUGGGGGUAGGACUCCGUAUGAGUGACUUGCGGAAGAAGAAACACCUUAUCCGCCGUGCCGCUCUGAAGCAAGAGCCUGCCAACAGUCCGUCUGUCACGAAGACCAUCGCGACGCCUGCCGUCAAGGCUAAGACAGCAUCGAAACGUUUCAAGCAUGAUACAUCAGCUUACAUGCCGAGUGCGUUUGGUGGUAGCAACGAACCAACCAGAUUCGACAACCAAAAUUAUGGCAGGAUAACUGGCGGAAGAUCAGAAAACGUUUUCAAUCCAAACCAAAGUCGCAGACCGACGACUAGCCAACAAUAUCAGGGAUCUUCGGCCUUGUCUGGAGGAGACAAGAAUGGCGGAUUGCAACAGGGGACUGGGUGGCGUUAUGGUAGUGGACCGGAGAGGGGUGUUCAAAAUACCGGUCCACAGCAAGUCAGACCGGGAAUAAUAAUUAAGCCGUCUUUAGGACAAGGUCAAUGGCAGCCGGCCUUUCUAAGGGACAAUUUAGGCAACGUGGCCGCACAAAGUUCACCACAAGCUCAUCUCGGAACAUACGGUGUAGGAAGCAAUGUACAGAACGAAAGAAAGCCAGGGGGUUAUAUUUCUGGUCCUAUCACAGGUGCUCAACAGACGUCUCAAAUCCUCCCGAAGGAAAAAUCUUCCACAGAAUACAACCAUGACAUCACGCCCUCUGGCGGACAAACGGAAGAGAGCACCUCAAACGACGGUGACGAUUGGAGAAGCCAUGUGAGCACAUUCUCUGAAGACAGUUCUGAUGAAAAGAUUGUUCUCGACAACUCCAAGGACGUCAACUUUGUUGAAACCGUCCCUAAGCACACUGAGCCCCACAGAGGUGACUCGUAUAACCAGGGCGCUAAUGGCGGGAAUAAUGCAGGUGGCCUAUCACAUGGCAUCUCACAACAGAACAGGGAAAAGGCGGGAACUGAUUACCAAACGAGACGACACGAUGUGCAGCGCGCCCAACUACAAAAAUUCAACUCUCACGGUUCAUUUCAACCUCCGAGGAAGGCAGCCACUCUCAUCCAUAAAGUCCCAGUCAAACCAAGGACGUCAUUGGUCAAACAAGAUCCCAGGGAACGAUUAUCCAGCGAAGUCUUUGACCCGAUAUUAGGAGAGCCUACUGGUGUGGAACAAGAUGGGGACGAAGUGGAUGUUGUCAGUAAGACAGAACAGACGAAACAGACCAACAAGGAUUAUUUCUAGAAUAUCUAACAAUGACAGUACUAAUGGCCUGGAACAAUUGUACUUCAUCUUGUGUGCACUAGUUCUAUAUAACCAGUCGGCCUGAAUUACAAAGAAAGGAGACUAUAGGUCAAAUGGAAUAUAUCUUCUUUUGUCAAAGAAUAUUAAGGAAUGGUUCAUUACAGCUGAAAAAGAACUACAUGUAGAUCCAGCCUCAGGCUAGUCACAUGUGCAGUAAAUAUUGCAUAGUUGACAAGUUGUGUAGGCUUCAUGCAUGUGCAGCAAGCCUACAACGAAGAGAAUAUCUAUAUAUUUGUUUUCACCUAUCUAGUUCUGUUUAUUUCUGAACAACAGCCCAAUAAAGUCAUAACGGCAAACGUUCCAUACCUU